UGGGCACGACACGAUUCGCUUCCGGCUUCUCCGUGUGUGAACUGAAUGAACUCAACUGGCGCCGCGACGGACACCAACGAACGUUAGCUUCUCUGUGUGGCCGUGCGGGCGCGCGCCAUGACGACCGCCACUGCCAUCGUCGCCGGCCACGGCAUCGCCCUACGCCGGAGCCUCCACCUCCCGAACCCGCCGGGGAAGCCCAGCUCCGCCUCCUUCUCCGCGCGGCCGUACCCUCACCCGCACUACCGCCUCGCCGUCCCCACGCCGAGGCGGCCCUGCCGGUCCAUCUCCUCCGAGAGCCCCACGGCCUCCGCGGCGGCGGACACCGCCGAGGGAGAGGACGACCCCGCAGCCGCUACAAUCGAGGAGGAGGAGGAAGAAGAAGAGCUGGACCCGCUGGCGGAGGUGUGCUACCUGGACCCGGAGGCGGACGCGGAGGGGAUCCGGGAGUGGGAGGUGGACUUCUGCUCGCGGCCCAUCCUGGACGCCAGGGGGAAGAAGGUGUGGGAGCUUGUGGUCUGCGACGCCACGCUCUCCCUCCAGUUCACCCGCUUCUUCCCCAACACCUCCAUCAACAGCGUCACCCUCCGCGACGCGCUCGCCUCCGUCUCCACCUCCCUCGGCGUGCCGCUGCCCGACCGGGCCCGAUUCUUCCGGUCGCAGAUGCAGACCAUCAUCUCCAGGGCCUGCAACGAACUCGGGGUCAAGGCCGUGCCCAGCCGCCGCUGCGUCUCCCUGCUGCUGUGGCUCGAGGAGCGGUACGAGACGGUGUACAGCCGACACCCGGGGUUCCAGCAGGGCACCAAGCCGCUGCUCACGCUCGACAACCCAUUCGCAUCCAACCUGCCCGACAACCUCUUCGGCGACAAGUGGGCCUUCGUGCAGCUCCCCUUCGCUGAUGUCAGGGAAGAAGUGGAGUUGUUGGGGAGGAGGUACGCAUUCGGGGCGGGGCUCGAUUUGGACCUCUUGGGGUUUGAGCUUGAUGAAACCACGCUAGUCCCUGGUGUUGCUGUGGAAUCUUCGCGCGCCAGGCCUCUGGCUGCUUGGAUGAAUGGUCUGGAGAUCUGUUCAAUGGAGGUCGACACCGACAGAGCAAACCUGAUCUUAUCAGCCGGAGUUUCCACCAGAUACGUAUAUGCGGCCUACCAGAAGAGCGCAGCGACGACGCAGGAGGCGGAAGCAUGGGAGGCGGCGAAGAAGGCCUGCGGCGGCCUGCACUUCCUGGCGAUCCAGGAGAACCUCAACUCCGACAGUUGCGUGGGUUUCUGGCUCCUGCUAGACCUCCCUCCACCGCCUGUAUGAUCUGGGUAGCGUGUGGCCGAGAGUCACUGAGACCGCUGUAGUAUGUGUAGUGCCAAAAAUCAGAUUUUGCAAUACAAGGUGUUUCAUUUUAGUUCGUUGAUUACUGCACAGAGGUGUACUGCUCGACAAAAAGGGAGAGGAAAUAUCAUACCUUAAAGUUUAGCGCCA
This is a messenger RNA of Brachypodium distachyon (stiff brome), 1470 nucleotides long. RefSeq names its product protein TAB2 homolog, chloroplastic. Gene Ontology annotation, molecular function: RNA binding. NCBI's taxonomy places the organism in Eukaryota, Viridiplantae, Streptophyta, Magnoliopsida, Poales, Poaceae. The record is from RefSeq and is a predicted model, not a curated record. The transcript is spliced from 3 exons. Bases 118 to 1302 code for a protein of 394 amino acids.